AUGGCUCACAACGAAGACAUCAGUUCUGAUCCUACCCACGAUCGCUUCAAUGUUGCCGAAGAGAAGCGUCAGGCCAGAGUUGCAGAGUUGACCGACAAUGUCACUGGAGAGAUCCGUAACCCACUUGUCGGUGUGCCUCGCGACACUUUGAUGCGUUCUGCCGAAAAGUUCGCCGCGGACAAUGAUCUUAACGACAUCCUGCCUCUCCUCAAGAAGGGUGCUCUGGCUGCUCAGAACCCUGCUGAGGUUGCCCUCAUGUCCGACUUCACCGAUGAAGAGAAGGAGAUCUUCCAGGAGGAGAUUACUCACAAGUGGCGCCAGCCGAAGAUUCUCUAUGUAACCAUCAUUCUCAACUCCGUUGCUGCUGCCAUCCAAGGAUGGGAUCAAACUGGUUCCAACGGAGCGAACUUGUCUUUCCCUCAAGCAUUUGGCAUUCCUGAGAGUGGUGCUGUCUGCGAAGCUGCAGGCACUUGCUCAUCCAACCAAUGGCUUGUCGGCUUCAUCAACUCAUGCCCAUACCUUGCCAUUUUCCUCUUCGCUGGCUGGAUCUCUGACCCUCUCAAUCACUGGCUCGGUCGUCGUGGUGUCAUAUUCAUUGCUGCUGUCUUCUCUCUUCUCGCUCCCAUCGGUAUGGCAGUCACACAGAACUGGGAGCAACUUGUCGUCACUCGUAUCCUGCUUGGUAUCGGUAUGGGUUUGAAGGAGGUCACCGUCCCUGUCUUCUCUGCUGAGGUUGCUCCUACCAAGAUCAGAGGUGGUUUGGUAAUGUCGUGGCAGAUCUGGACUGCUUUCGGUAUCCUUCUCGGUACAUCCGCCAACCUUGCCGUCAAGGACGUCGGUGAUAUUGCAUGGCGUCUGCAGCUCGGAUCGGCCUUCAUUCCUGCUGUUCCUCUUGUUCUCGGCAUCUGGUUCGUCCCCGAGUCACCCAGAUGGCUCAUGUCAAAGAAGAAAUAUGGCAAGGCCUACCAGUCGCUUCUUCGUUUCCGCGGCAAGCCCAUUCUCGCUGCAAGAGAGCUGAUUUACAUCUACGCUCAGAUGGAGCAGGAAGUCAUGCUCAUCGAGCAGUCUGGUCUUCCUGCUAACGCAGGAUUCUUCACUCGCUUCAUCGAGUUAUUCACCAUCCCCCGCCUGCGUCGUGCAGUACAGGCUUCCGGUAUCGUCAUGAUUGGUCAACAGAUGUGUGGAAUCAACAUCAUCGCUUUCUACUCUUCAACCAUCUUCGCGAAUGCAGGUGCGACCGUUACUGGUGCCCUCCUCGCAUCAUGGGGCUUUGGUAUCAUCAACUUCAUCUUUGCCUGGCCAGCUGUCUGGACAAUUGAUACAUACGGUCGUCGCGCACUUCUCCUGUUCACCUUCCCCAACAUGUGCUGGACCUUGCUGGCUGCCGGUCUCUGCUUCCUUAUUCCCGAGGACUCCGCAGCUCACCUUGGUCUCAUCGCGCUUUUCAUCUACCUGUUCGACGCCUUCUACUCUCCUGGUGAGGGACCCGUUCCCUUCACCUACUCUGCUGAGGUGUUUCCCCUAUCGCACCGUGAAGUUGGUAUGUCUUGGGCUGUCGCCACAAACAACUUCUGGGCCACCGUCGUCUCUCUCACCUUCCCUCGCCAACUCCGCGCAUUCGGCACGACUGGCGCCUUUGGCUUCUACGCUGCUAUGAAUGCCCUUGCUUGCGCCAUGAUCUUCCUAUGGCUUCCCGAGACCAAGCAGCGUUCCCUUGAGGAGUUGGACUACGUCUUUGCUGUUCCUACCCGCACUCACAUGAGUUAUCAGCUAUUCCAGGUCUUGCCAUACUGGUUCAAGACCACGAUCCUGCGCCAGAAGGGUCUGCCCGAGCCUAAGCUCUACCACUUCCACAGUGACUCCACCGUACUUGAGAUGGAGAACAUGAAGGCUUGA
Messenger RNA from Aureobasidium namibiae CBS 147.97, 1896 nucleotides. RefSeq names its product MFS transporter. NCBI's taxonomy places the organism in Eukaryota, Fungi, Ascomycota, Dothideomycetes, Dothideales, Saccotheciaceae. The transcript is spliced from 3 exons. Gene Ontology annotation, cellular component: membrane. Gene Ontology annotation, biological process: transmembrane transport. The record is from RefSeq and is a predicted model, not a curated record. Gene Ontology annotation, molecular function: myo-inositol:proton symporter activity. The coding region runs from base 1 to 1896 and encodes 631 amino acids.